Molecule: messenger RNA, 4965 nt
Organism: Penicillium canescens
Lineage: Eukaryota; Fungi; Ascomycota; Eurotiomycetes; Eurotiales; Aspergillaceae
Product: putative RNA helicase/RNAse III
Exons: 13
Coding region: 1-4965 (1654 amino acids)
Biological process (GO): siRNA processing
Cellular component (GO): nucleus; RISC complex; cytoplasm
Molecular function (GO): RNA binding; ribonuclease III activity; ATP binding
Source: RefSeq, a predicted model, not a curated record
AUGUCCGAUCGAUCAGAUCACUGGAAAAUUGUUUUGAUUGUCGUGCCAAUCGUUGCGACAGGUACAGCGACUGCAUUUUAUCUGUUGCGAAUUUACUCCCGCAUCAAGGUCCUCCAUGGAUUGCGGGCUGAAGACAUAUUGAUGGGAGCGGGUCUCAUUUGCACCUAUGGUGUAGCGAGCUGCAUAGUAUAUUCCGCCUUCCAUGUAACCUGGAUUGGAGGCAGUAUUUGGAGUUUACCAGCAGAGGAGCGCCUGGACAUCACACUAAGCAACUGGAUCUUGACCAAAUUCUGGCCACCCGCCCAGGUUUUCGUCAAGGUGUCCAUUGUUAUCUUGCUUCGCAGGCUCCUCGGCGCCGUCACUUGGUUCCGACGAGCUGCUACUGGCGUUAUUGUAUUUGUAGUUGCAUGGGGAAUUACCGGACUUAUUGGAAACAUCUUUCAAUGCUGGCCUGUUCAGUAUUUCUGGAUCAAGAACAUUGAGGGCCAUUGUAUGGCAGGGCAAACAACGUUCUUCAUCAUCAUCGGCAGUUUAUCGACCGUGGAAAACGUCGUCAUUGUUCUAUUACCCCUUCCAGUGGUCUGGAGGCUUCAAAUGCCUCUCCAAGAGAAGAUCGAACUGACAUUUCUGUUUACAGUGGGUUUCAUAGUUUGUGUCUUUAGUGUAUUGCGUAUAAUCCAGCUUAAGAACUAUCACACUGAUGAUCUCACCUAUGGCAGCGCACUGUCUCUUGUCUUCGCAAUUCUUGAAUUGAACACGGCUAUAAUUUGCGCUAGCGGCCGCGCUAGCGCCCCCACCAAACAACUCUCGCAUCUUCUUCUCGUCUGCGCCAUCUUCUUGUUUUGCGACCAUAUUUCGGCCUUUCGUCACAAGGGUGACUUUUUAACCAUGGCCUUGACAGGCGCGGGGGGUGGCGCUGCCUACCGGCCGCGCGAAUACCAGCUGGAGAUGCUUGACGCUAGCCGCAAAGAGAACAUCAUUAUCGCGAUGGAUACCGGCAGUGGCAAAACUCAUAUUGCCGUUCUGCGCAUGCUCAUCGAGCUUGAAACCUGCCCUCCAGACAAGAUGAUUUGGUUUCUUGUGCCGACAGUGGCUUUGGCUUUGCAACAGCAUGACGUUAUCAGUCGGCAAAUUCCAUCUGUCAAGACCAAAGUUUUGACUGGCUUGGACAAUGUUGAGUUGUGGACAGAGCAGUCUAUUUGGAAUGAGGUACUCCAGGAUGUUCGAGUGGCUGUCGCAACCCAUGCCAUUCUUUCAGAUGCUCUUACCCAUGGCUUUGUUAAAAUGUCUCAGAUUGCCCUCCUUGUCUUCGACGAAGCGCACCAUUGCAUGAGACGUCAUCCAGCAAACAAGAUCAUGCAGAAUCACUAUCAUCCAAUGUUGAAGAACUCGGGACCUGCUGCUGUACCUCAAAUCUUGGGACUAACUGCCAGUCCAAUCGUUCGGUCGGAUCCAAAAGAGCUUGAAACGAUCGAAGCCAACUUGAACGCAGUUUGCAAGACUCCAAAAGUCCAUCGUUCCGAAUUGUUGGAAAAUACCCACCAUCCUCAGCUAGAGCGUAUUGAUUACUAUCCGUGCAUUGAAGAUAACUACGGCCACGGUAGCCGAUUUAUUCGACCUCUGCUCGAAUGCUAUCUGUCCUACAACAUACAAGAAGACCCUUACAUCGAGGCGCUCCGCGAAGAAGGAAAAACAUUGGAAUUACAAAAGGUUCUAGAGUCAGGCAAGACAUACUGCAAUGAGCAGCUGAGGAAGUUCGUGGAAGCCAGCCGCCACAUCUACGAAGAGUUGGGUGGCGCGGCAGUGGAUUACUACAUAGGUGCUUCCAUUGACCACUUCCGAAAUGCAAUCAACGACUCUAGCACACUGGUAGAUUGCAGCCAGUUGGAGAAGGUACACCUUUUGGAAUUGCUGGAUGGAAUGCCUCUCAGAGACACGAGCAUUCAUGAAGCCAACCAAUCGUCCCAUAAACUGGAGAAAGUGAUUGAGUUUUUGGUAAAAGUGGACCAACCUGAAUUCUCCGGUUUGAUUUUUGUCAAACGGAGAGCAACUGUUAGUGUGUUGGCCCGUAUGCUGUCCAUACUUCCAGCAACGCAGAAUCGCUUUCAGUGUGCUGCGUAUGUCGGGUGGUCUACAAACAGACACCGCAAAGAAUCUCUCGGCGACUUACUCCAUCGAGAUAUGCAACGAGACACUCUUGAUGAGUUCAAGGCAGGACGAAAGAACCUGAUUGUCACGACCGAUGUUCUCGAAGAAGGGAUAGACAUGAGUUCCUGCAGCUUGGUCAUUUGUUUUGACAAGCCCGGCAACGUGAAGUCGUUUGUGCAGCGGAGGGGUCGUGCUCGGCAUCAGAAAUCAACAUACGCUAUGAUGAUCUCGAUGGACGACAUGGCAUUGGAUUUACCAAAGUGGGUUGAGUUGGAGCAAGCAAUGAUUCAGGCAUACCAGGAUGAUCAGAGGUUGCGCAGAGAAGCUUUGCAACUGGAAAAUAUCGACGAAACAGUCUCUGAAAGACUUUUCAUCGAGAAAACACAUGCCGUAUUGACGGCCAACGAAGCAAUCCAGCAUUUGCACCAUUUCUGCUCCGUCCUGCCAGUCGAUGAGUCUGAAGCGAGCUACGGUCACUCUCCCAAGCUCUGUUCACCCCGCCGUGAGGCGAGCCCAGGAAGGAAGUGGUGGCUUACAGAGCGCGCAGCCCGAAAAGAGACUGCAUUCCACGCUUAUCGAGCUCUAUAUGAGUAUGGAUUGGUCAACGACAACCUUCUGCCACUGACCAGAAAGGCAGUACUCAGGUUCGCCGAUAAAGAGACUCUGCCCUCCAUGGUGGACGCUUUGGAACAAUAUGACCCGCUCGUCGACAUUGCACACGGGUGGACUUCAGGUCAGCUUUACGAGACACGCCUGCGUGUGGACCGUGAUGGCUCUGUAGAUCCAAAUCUAGCAAUCUCCAUGAUUUUGCCGUUCCCGAUGCCGAUGCCAAGUCCCAUCACUCUUUACUUGGAGGUUGAUACUACUUUAUUCCUAUCGUUUGAUCAACCGGUGUCAGUGGUCGAUGCCUCAGCACAAACGCUGAAUGAAAUGAGAAAGACAACCGCGCUCUACCUUCAAGCGCCUAGCUCGCGGGAGCGGGGACCAGAGCGAGACUUUGUCGUCCUCUUCGCUCCUAGCGUCCCAUGCCAACAAUUGCAGGAAUGGCUAAAUCGCCAUGAUGGAAGAGAGUCAUCCUUGGACCUCUAUCACCAAGGCAAUGUACCUUCAGGCAUCAUUCGCGAUCACGGAAAAUUCACCGAGCCACGCACAUUUGUCAGAUGGAUAGUCCCCGGUCAGAUAACCAAAUCAACCCCGGUCGAGGUGGAAUGUCGGCCACUUCCCAGGCGUCGUAAUUUACUCCAGAUGCGCGCCGUCAAUAUGGACGAUGGAGAUGCAGAUUCAGUGAAAAGGCUGUACACCAUGCCUGCAUCCGCUGUUACCGUUGACAAGCUGCCUCUCAGCCAGGCAAUCUUCGGCCUUUUUAUCUCUGCCAUCCUCGACCGUUUCCAGGCAUCAUUAGUAGCCCAUCGACUGAACGACACCAUUCUUAAGGGUGUAGGAAUCAGAGACAUCAGCCAUGUCAUCACGGCAAUCAGCACGCCCAUCGCACAAGCCACAACCAAUUACCAGCGUUACGAGUUCUUCGGUGAUUCAGUCCUCAAGUUCACAGUCAGCUGCCAGCUCUUUUUCCGAAACACCAACUGGCACGAAGGGUAUCUCUCCGAGAGCCGAGACAAGCUCAUCCAAAACAGCCGCCUCGCCCGUGCAGCCCUAGACACCGGAAUCGACAUGUUCAUCCUAACAGACCGAUUCACACCACGCAGAUGGACCGCCCCAUUAAUCUCAAACAAAAAAGCCCAACCAACAACCAAACGACGCAUGUCAACAAAAGUCCUAGCAGACGUAAUCGAAUCCCUAAUCGGCGCAGCAUACAUGGACGGCGGAAUACACAAAGCCCAAGCCUGCCUCCACAGAUUCCUCCCAGAAAUAACCCUCUUCACAAGCGAAAUCUCCCCAGCAAUCGUGCCCGCCGGCAAAGGCGUCAGCAAUAUCAUAAACCAGCACCGUCUCGCGAACCUAAUCGGCUACACAUUCAAUGACCCAGCACUCCUAACCGAAGCCCUCACCCACCCAUCCUGCGAAUACGACCUCUCAACCCAAUCCUACCAACGCCUGGAAUUCCUCGGCGACGCCGUCCUCGACAUGCUCGUCAUGGCAGUCUUCCCAAACCACCCGGUAGAAAUGGACCAAGGCGCCAUGACCAUCCUCAAACACUCCGUGGUCAACGCGAACCUGCUCGCAUUCCUGUGUAUGGAUUUGGCUGUAUACGAGGAAUCUCCCAGCGUGACCCAGUUCGCAACAGAUGGGAGGUUCAGCCAUGCGCCCCGGUGCGACCAGAUCCAUCUCUACCUCUUCCUCCGUUCGCACGGUCCGAAUAUCAGAGAUGCGCGCGAGGCUUGUGUGCAGCGGUAUCACGCGCUCCGGGACCAGAUCCGUCAUGCGCUGAACCAUGCCGCCGAGUACCCGUGGGAAUUAUUCGCGCGUCUAGCGGCUGACAAGUUCUUCUCUGAUAUCAUUGAGAGUGUACUCGGCGCGAUGUUUGUUGACUCAGGUGGGAACCUAGACGUGUGCAAUUCAUUCAUUGAACGACUCGGUCUGUUGUCCUAUGUUCGGCGGGUUAUCGCCGAUGGAGUCAAUGUCGUGCAUCCGCGGAACAUUGCGCAAAGUAUCGUGAAGGGUGCGGGCACGUUGGUGUUCAAGAAGAAGAGGAUCGAGGUCAAGGGGCAGCCGGCUACCUAUCGAUGUUCGGCUAUUGUGAAUAAGGAUGAGAUUGCGCUUGUGGAGGGUUGUGCUUCGGCUGAGGAGGCUGAGGUUAAGGUUGCUCUUGAUGUGAUUGAGCGUUUGAAGGUGAAUCCUUUAGUUAAAGCGUCAUGA